Molecule: messenger RNA, 9133 nt
Organism: Zootoca vivipara (common lizard)
Lineage: Eukaryota; Metazoa; Chordata; Lepidosauria; Squamata; Lacertidae
Source: RefSeq, a predicted model, not a curated record
AACAAGAUGGCGGCGCCCUUCGAAGUGUGCCAUGUCGCCUGCUGCGCCAACCGAGCCGGUCCCGGAGCGGUUUCCUGGGGGAGAGGCGGCCUCGUGGCUUUCGGCUCGUGCCGCUCGGUCGUCCUCUACGACCCGCAGAGAGGAAAAGUAGUUGGCACACUGAAUGGACACACUGGAAGAGUUAAUUGUGUUCAAUGGAUUCGCAGAAAAGAUGGAUCUUAUGAAACUGAAUUAAUUUCUGGAGGGUCUGACAAACUACUUAUUCUUUGGGAAACACAAAAUGAGAAGCUUGUGAACUGCACUCGUCUUGAAGGCCACUCUGAAGCAGUUUGCUCUUUGGAUGCUGUUUACGUGAUGAAUGAGUCUACAGGAGAGUUAAAUAUACUUUUAGCUUCUGCAGCUUCUGACUCUACUGUGAGAAUCUGGUCCAAACAAGAAACAGAAGUUAAAUGUCUUCAGACGCUGCUAUUUGGAAAUGGAUUUGUUAUGGAUGUUUCUUUGUCCUUCUUGCCAGACAGCAACAGUAACAUCAAAAUACAGAUAUUUGUGCCACAUAAGGAUACUGGUUUGUUUCAGUUUCAGAAGACUUUGCUGCUCCAUGGACAUGAAGACUGGAUAAGAGGGAUUGAAUGGGCAGUUUGCGACGGAGAUCUCUUCUUGGCAAGCUGUUCCCAGGAUUGUCUGAUAAGGAUCUGGAAGAUGCAUGCAGCUUCAUUGCUUGUGGAAACCCAAGAUGAGGACACUAUAAGGUUGAAGGAGAACAUUUUCACCGUGAAAAAUGACAAUGGUUCAGAUGCAUCUUUUGCUGUUACGCUGGACUCUGUGUUAGCUGGACAUGAAAACUGGGUAUAUGCUGUUCACUGGCAGCCUUCCUUUCCCAAAGAUGGCAGGAUGGAACAGCCAAUGAAGUUGUUGUCUGCUUCAAUGGACAAAACUGUGAUCCUCUGGGCUCCAGAUGAUGAAUCUGGGGUGUGGUUGGAACAGGUCCGAGUAGGAGAAGUGGGUGGAAAUACUCUGGGUUUUUUUGACUGUCACUUCAGCCCAGAUGGCUCAAUGAUUCUUGCUCACGCUUUCCACGGAGCGCUGCAUCUUUGGAAACAGACUUCAGCAAACAAGAGAGAAUGGGCUCCAGAAGUGGUGAUUUCAGGGCAUUUCGAUGCUGUGCAAGAUGUGGCGUGGGAUCCAGAAGGAGAAUUCAUCAUCUCUGUUGGUUCUGAUCAAACUACAAGAAUAUUUGCUCCAUGGAAAAGGGAGAACAAAACAGAGGCAUCAUGGCAUGAAAUAGCAAGACCCCAGGUCCAUGGAUAUGACAUGCAGUGUUUAGCGAUGACCGGCCGAUUCCAGUUUGUGUCUGGAGCAGAUGAGAAGGUGCUUCGAGUAUUUACUGCACCCAGGAAUUUUAUGGAGAACUUCAGCAGCAUUUCUGGUAUAUCUCUGGAGGAGCUAAAUAGUGGACAAAUGAUUGAUCUUCCAGAAGGAGCAACUGUGCCAGCCUUGGGAUUGUCCAAUAAGGCUGUCUUUCAAGCUGAAGAUACUGCAGCCCAGACAACUGAAGAAGAAGAAAAACUUAGUAAUGCUUCCAGUCAGUAUCAUGAAAAUUACUUUCAGCCAUGUAGUCUUACAGAACCUCCCACGGAAGAUCAUCUCUUGCAGAACACGUUAUGGCCUGAAACACAAAAGUUGUAUGGACACGGCUAUGAAAUUUUUUGUGUUGCCUGCAAUAAUGCGAAAACUGUGAUUGCCUCGGCAUGUAAGGCUUCUAAAAAAGAACAUGCAGCCAUUAUUUUGUGGAGCACCGCAACUUGGAAGCAGAUACAGUGCUUACCUUUCCACAACCUGACAGUGACACAGAUUUCCUUCUCCCCCAACGAUAAAUUCUUGUUAGCAGUUUCAAGAGACAGGCGGUGGUCACUUUGGAAGUGUAGUGACAUCACUUCAAUGCAACCAGAUCCAGCUUUCAGCCUUUUUGCUUACACAGAUCAAAGCACAGCUGUGCACACUCGCAUCAUUUGGUCCUGCGACUGGACCCCUGAUAGCAAGUAUUUCAUUACUGGAAGCAGAGACAAAAAGGUUGUUAUUUGGGAUGAAUGUUGUUCAGCAGAGGAGAAUAAAGAAAACGACCCUGGUGAGAUCCAGCCUUGUUCGCCAGUCCUGGAUGUUGGGGACUCUGUCACGGCCCUUAGUGCUAGUCAUCUGCUAGCUCCUGAUGGGAGCUAUAUCGUUGCAAUAGGCACAGAAUGUGGGAAGAUUCAUUUGUAUAAAUGGAAACCAAGCAACAAGAGGCUGCCACUUUCGGACUGGACCAAGUGUUUUGAAACGGACAACAGCCAAAGCCACACUCUUGUUGUCAAGCAGCUGUGUUGGAGAAAGUGCGUGGGCCGAGCUGGGCAAGGGACAGCCGAGAGCAGCAAGUGGCUGCAGCUGGCGAGCUGCGGGGCUGACUAUUCUGUCAAGAUACUCAGCAUUAACAGAGACAGUCUUUAAGCAAUUUACUUUCGACCACACUUCGUGAAAUAUGUGAAUAGUAUCUGUUUUCUGAACUUUUUUUUUAAAGCACUUCUUUUUAUGAAAACUAUGGCAAAUGCUACACGUCUACCUGGAGCUUAAUUAUUAAAGCGGUUUGUAUAAAAACAUGUGUCUACUAUUGGCCUUCCCUCACGAAAAGGUUAUUCUCCACGAGUGUAUUGCUGUCCUUCGCUAGCGUUUUCCUUGAGAUAACCAUCUCCCUAGAGCAGAAGUGGCUGGGGCAGAACGGACUCACUUCUUUACCUCCUUGGAAAUUACAUUCCUGUUUAAAGUUGCCUAUCCCCCCCCCCCUCGUGUUCAACAUCAUUUUCGUUCAUGGUUCUAGCCUGGGCCUCAACAAAGUUUUGUCUCUUAAAUGUGCCUGAGCCUUAACCAAUGCAGGGUUUUUGUUUUGGUCGGGGUGGAGAAUGUCAGGCUCAGGGGCUGCAUUUUGCCUUCUGCACCUCACGAUUUGGCUCUUAGUACUUUCCCUAGGCCCUUCCCAGCCACAUCCCCUGCUUGUCCCGCUCUGCACUUUCCUUGGUUGUUUUUGCCUAGCUGGAGUGUGUCUCUGAUAAUGCCUCUUGUUUCCUUAGGUUAAAGAUAGAAAGAGGGGUGUGAGAAUGCCUGUCAACUAGACUAUUGCACAAAGGUAAAAUUCACAUUAAUUGCUCUGUCCACUUCACAGCCCUUCUCCCUGCCCUCCACUGGCAUGCAGCCCCCAGAAUCUUGCCCAGAAUGGAAUGUGGCCCUCUGAGUGAAAAAGGUUCUGUGCCCCUGAUUUAGAUGACCUUUUGAAAUUCUUUGUAACUUUUCGUCUCUGUUACGUAUAAUGUGUGUUAAACGCGGCGGCUUGAGAUCAGAUUUAUUGUGCCAUGGAACUUGUGUGAUUCCAGUUCCAUUAGAUUUAGUUUUUUCUGAGAGUAUAGUACAGUGGUACCUCUGCUUACGAACUUAAUUCGCUUUGGAGGUCCGUUCUUAACCUGAGGCACCACUUUAGCUAAUGGGGUCUCCCACUGCUGCCACGUGAUUUCUGUUCUCAUCCUGUGGUAAAGUUCUUAACCCAAGGUACUACUUCCGGGUUAGUGGAGUCUGUAACCCAAAGUGUUUGUAACCCGAGGUACCACUGUAUUCACUAUUUUGCAAUAUUUGUCUGAUUCUUUGUUAAAAGUGGGUAACUUUUUCAACUAUUGAAAGUCUUUGCGUGGUGCUGCACAGUCGUGUGAGGAAAAUGAAUAGGACUAGUGUGCUCGGUCCCAGCUCCUGCCCACCUAGCAGUUCGAAAGCACGUCAAGUGCAAGUAGAUAAAUAGGGACCGCUCCGGCUGAAAGGUAAACAGCGUUUCUGUGUGCUGCUCUGGUUCGCCAGAAGCAGCUUAGUCAUGCUGGCCACAUGACCCGGAAGCUGCCUGCAGAGAAACGCCAGCUCCCUCAGCCUAUAGAGCAAUAUGAGAACCGCAACCCCAGAGUUGUCCGCAACUGGACCUAACGGUCAGGGGUCCCUUUACCUUUAUUUUCAACUCCUAAAGGAUAGUGCUCAGAUGCAGGAUCACCUUAUGUAGACCACCUUAAGCUCCAUCAUGGAAGCAAAGUGCAGCUUACCUAUGAUAAAAUAAAUUAAGGUAUUCGCCUUUUUGUUGACUCUUGCCUGUGUGGUGCUGAAAUCAGAGAGGGAAAGGUUUUAGUUGUCUUUCCAUAAAUAGCCUGUGCUGGGACACAUUUUCUCUAAAUUACACUCAGCCAACUAAAAAACUCUCAGACUAAUUGUUAAAACUAGUGCAAUCUUCUUUUCCCCCAGGAAAGUGAGCCCAGUCAUUUGAGAAACCCUUCUUAUAAGUGGAUCAAAUGUCAAGCUUGCAGCAGUGGCAUAGCAAUUGUAGCAGAGAAUAUCUCAUUCUGUCCUUUAUGCUUAAGCAAACCUUAAAGCCUCUUUGGGGAGCUUCUUAUGCAUUGCUGAAAAUUUAACCGAGUCCAACACAUCUCCUUAACAAAGUCGUUCCUAUAUUGCUUCUGUAAAAAGAAAUUGACAUUUUUUUUAAAAAAAUUGAAACCUCAGCAACAGAGCAAUUCACUCCUGUGUAUCUUAAGUUAAAGUAGAGAGCUCAGAAGUAAACCACCACCAGCUUGCCUCUGCCUGAGACCCUGAAGAAUUUCUGCCAGUCAGAUUUAAACAGCACCAGGCUUGAUAAUUUAAUGGGUCUGACACCGUGUCAAUAAUCAUAUGUUUAUAAAGCAAAACGGCACAGAAAAAGCAUAAAUAUGAGGCCAUCCAUCCUUAGGAAGCUGGGGCAAUUCAUGGUUCUGAGGCCACAGUGUAAAUGAACCAGGAUCCUUCGAGACCUUUGCAUCUUGUUAGGAAUAGUCUGCCAAGGUUAGAGGUGGAAGCAAUUUUAAUACUUGUUAAGUUUUUCCAGUAAAGUACACCCAGUCACCAGGAUAUGUGGCCAAGCAAGUGGUUAUUUUGAAGCCUGUGCUGACAGGUAUCGUAAGGCAUUGAAGGAGGGUGAAGUGAGAAGUGCUUGGAUUCCUAUCUCUGGAUAAAAUCAGAAGCGAGCACCAAAGACUUGGAGAAGAAUGGCCAGUCCUCCUUUGCAAGUUGGGCAAGAGUCAAUUCAGUGUAUGGAACGGCACUUCAGGCCAAGAAAAUGGGUGAGUAGCUUCAUGUGUCCUGGCACAUGAGCAUUUUUAGUGUUACAUAUAUAAUUUAAGCUUACAAUUUUUUUAACGGGUUGGCUUGACUUCAUCAAGAAAUCAGUGCUCACUUUAGUCUCGCUCCCUCUUGAAAAUAUUUUCUGUUGUCCCAGCAAAAAUUGAGCCUGCCCUUCCCCCAGACGAUAACAACCUUUGUAUUUGUAGGAGUUGCUACAUUCUUCCUCUGGAAAUAAUUCCUAAGCAUGAAUAAUAGUUAUGGCCACCAAUGUAGACCCCUUCAAAAUUAACGGAGGGUAAUGCUUUCUGUGUCUUGUUAUCCUACAUCCAAGAUCAGAGGGAGCAUGCCCUUAAUUGCUGAAAAAUGGCAGCUGGAAAGGGCUAUUGCUCAUGGGCAUUUGGCUAGUCACUUUGGGAAACAGGAUAUCGGACUAGGUAAGCCUUAGGUUUGAUCCAGCAGGGCACUUCUGAUGUCUUACCGGUUUCAAAAGCAAUGGCCUGGUAGCUGAAGCCAGAGUUUCUCAUGGGAAGUAGCCACUUUAAAAAAACAAAAACAUGCCUGUAAAGGAACAGUGAAAAUCCAUUUGUGACUGGGAAGGAGUGCUAAAGAAACAUGCAGGGAGUUGUUUUGAAAGCAGCAUUGAUUUUUUUAAAACCUCCACUGAGGUCAUGACUAAUGUCUGAAAAACCAGGUUGAAGUUAAAAUGCAACUUCGUUAUCAUCUCACAUUAGGAAAACAACUGGGAACCUGAGCUUAUUUUUUAAAUCAGUGUGUGCUGUCUGCUCUAAGUCCCAUUGAGUUCAAGGGGGCUUAUUUCCAGGUAACUAGGUAUUGGAUUGCAGCCCAAGAAAUGGGACGCUGUGUUAUUGGACAAUUUAUAGGGAGCUAUCGUCCAUUUUGCAGAGUAAUUCCCAUUGUUGACUGUUAUGAAAGGCAUAAUUAACAUGUCUCAAAAUUUAAGACAUUUUCUAACUUUGAUAUGGGAGAACCGAGAAUAUCCAUGUCUUGCCCCACAUGUCUUGCAAUGUGGUUAUGACAACUCCCAUUGAGUUGUUUGCAGGGAUCACUGCUGCCAACUUUGCAAGCAGAUCUCUGAUAACUCUAUUGCUGUUUGGGAGCAUCAGUGUCAUCUACCUUCAGCUUGGGCAAUGCUUCAAAUAAUUUAACCUAGUGCAUCUCAGUUCCUACAUAUAUGGAGAGCAAUAUCUUUGCCAUAGUCCUUUCUUCCCUCAUGGAAGUGUAAGCCUAUUCAAUAAAGUAGAUGGGGACAAAUCUGAGCAAGCAAUUUGCAUUGCAAUGCAAAAUACUUAUUAAUAACAGUAACCUUUCAUUAAUAUUGGUUUGCUGCAGUUUGUCCCAUAAACAUUGCUGUAAAAUCAUCAAAGGCAAUACACAGCUUAUUUAGAUCCCAUGUUGUAUCUAUUGGCCUAAAAUGAAGUUGUGGUCCAUAGUACCUCUUCCCUUAUGGAAAACAGCAUCAUAAAAGUGGCUGAUGCUGAUCGAUUUAACACAGACAUCCCCAAACGGCGGCCCUCCAGAUGUUUUGGCCUACAACUCCCAUGAUCUCUAGCUAACAGGACCAGUGGUUGGGGAAGAUGGGAAUUGUAGUCCAAAACAUCUGGAGGGCCGAAGUUUGGGGAUGCCUGAUUUAACAAAUGUAGACAAAUUAUAGGUUUUUAAUGGAUCAGCCUAUAUACUAAAGGGCCUCGAUUUCUUUGGGGUGGUCCCUUUUUCCCUUUCUGUGCAGUGGAAUUUAUAACCCAAGAUGUCCCUCUACUUGACAGGGAGCUUUAGAAUUGCUACAAGUCACACAUAGCACGGGCUUAUAUGCACUACUUUUAAAAAACAAAAACCCUGCUCAGAAAUGCGUACAAUUUGCCAUGUAAUAUACUUGUACCCACUUCGAAACAAGAAGAUUCUAAAAAUAAUACAUUUAAAUACACAAAGGCCCCUAUCUUUCUGUGCAGGUCCCCUCACCAGACUCUUGAGAUCAGAACCAUGGCGGCAUAUGGGAGAGUCACUUCCACACUGCAUCCAACCAGUCUCACCCUGGGAAUGGUAAGGACCUCAUGGUGCAUGAUAUCAUCCUAAAAAGUAGCUUCUAGGCUAGGGAACAUGUAGCUCUCCAGAUAGUGCUGGACUCCAGCUUCCAUCAGCCCUGCAGCUAACAUGGCCACUGGCAAGGGAUGAUGGGAAUUGUAGUCCAGUGAACAGCCAUAGGGUCACAGCUUCCCUACACAUACGUAGGCAGUUAUGGGGAAGAAGAAGAGAAUGUCUGUCUGCUCCAUUGACUGAAUGCUCUGCAGGACUUUUCUCUGUGCUGCAGUAUGUAGAUGAUGGUGCAACAACUUUUCUCUCUCCUUGUUGCUCGUGAGUGGUCUAGGACAGAGUCUACUGGAAGACAGGGUCUUUUCUUAGACUAAACAAUAUUGGCCAGGGCUCUGGACUAGGAGGCAUCUCCUAUUUUUCUCUAGCUAGGCCUUUGCCUGCAAUACAGAAAGAGAUCAAUUGCUACCUAUCUCACCAAAUGGGGCCUGAGUGAGCUUUUUUCCGUCCUAGCAAUGAGUUUUGUACCUGCAAUUUUACAAGGGUUAUCCGUAAGAAAGAGAACCAACCACUAAGUAGUAAUUAGGUUUUCUCUAUUUUAUUAAUAAAACAGAUUUUUGCAACAAUUUAUUAAAAAUUGGUUUUCAUGCAGUAUAAGGGGUAUACAAGAAAUUCUCCAUGUAUUCUCUUUUUUUAAAAUAAUUUUUGACAGUUCCAGUCUAGAUUAAAGCAUUUUGUGCACUAUCAUUGUUGGAAAAUGCCAUUGGGGCAUAGCUCGUCAUAAAUUUUUACAGUACAUUUUUGCUGCAGUAUAAAAAAACAGAAACAUUAAAUAGCUAUAGUCACUUUUGUGGGCCUUAUUUUCUGCAGGAAAUUUAAAAAAAAAUGUUGUGGGAGAAACUACAGUUGCAUUGGAGACAAAGAAUGUACUGCAUGAUUUAAACCUAAGAAACAGCACACGGUCAGUAUUCACAAAGAGUUACAGACACACACUCACCGCCAACAGUCCAAUACUUUUUGGAAUUUUUUUAUUUGUUUCCUGCUAUGUUGGAAUAAUAUUUUCUACAGAAAUGUUUUGUGUAUACAUUAUAUACAGUAUUAUUGUUCUUUUUUGAAAAGUAAUAUUUAUUUGUAUUAAAUAAAGUCCUGAUGAAGUUUAUUAAUAAAUUAAGAGAAUACUGGCAACACACAUACAUACACGCUCACACACUCACACCAGACGACACCUUCAGUGGUUAGUGCUCAAACAGAGUGAUGUGUUCUACUCCCUGUGCGGUAGACUUACUCACUGUUGUCCUAACCCUUCCAGGUGCCUCCAUGACCUCUCAGCGAUAUGUGUGCAGGGAGAGAUUCUGUGAUGCCCCCAGUGGAUUAAGCGUCAUGUGUUUCAAAGGUAAUAUAAUCAGGAAGGAGGGAGCAGGGGCAUCUGAAGUGACUCGGUUGAUAUUAUCUCCUCUCUCAUGCAGAUACUAAAACGCUAUCCUGGGAACACUGGUGGGAAAAAGAUUCAUUCCUAUGGCAUGAGAGAAGACAGUGCAGUAACAAAAGGACACACACACCCUUCCCUCUCCACACUGCCCUAUUGUGCUAGCUUAAUUAAUACAAGAUUUAGAAAUGGCAGCUGGCCAGUAUCACCAAUGUUGCAUGCCAAAUUGCCAUCCAAUUUGAGUGGCCAAGGCUGGAGACAGCCAACACGGUUGGAAAAAAGUGAAGAUGGCAGUACAGUGGUACCUCGCAAGACGAAGUUUUUCAGUGGGGUUUUGUUUGUUUUUGUCAUGGCAAACCGCGCUUCACAAGACGAAAUUAUCGCAAGAUGAAGCAACUCGCGGAACGAAUUACUUUUGUCUUGCGAGGCACCACUGUAAUUACAUCUCAUCAUGCCGUUAUCUCUGGGCACACAGGUGUUGCAGUGUUUCGAAGCAGUACCCCCACC